Messenger RNA from Candidula unifasciata, 1965 nucleotides. The record is from the annotation of a GenBank genome assembly. NCBI's taxonomy places the organism in Eukaryota, Metazoa, Mollusca, Gastropoda, Stylommatophora, Geomitridae.
AUGCUGAGUCGACGGCAAGUGACCGUUCAAAGGGACAAUUUAAUUUCUAUAUGCAGAAUUUCAGUCAAGUGUCUGCUGGACUAUGCUUCUCUAUAUACCCAUGUGAAUGAUGACUGUGAGGAAUUCAUCAACUUCUGUGCAGUCUUUGAGCAGCUUGUUUCCCACAGACUAAAACCGAACCAGAAGAAGACAUGGCUGCCAGGACAAGGGUCACCACGACACUUCUGGGAUGUGUUGGUGGAUAACUACCACAGGACCCAGGGAUUUCUCUACCAGUCCUGUAUUCCCAACAUUGAAGCCAUCGAAACACUCAAGUCACCGAAAGCUAAGCUGAGGGCAUUCAUUAGAGUGGGAUUGAUGGAGAAACGGCUGUCAGACUACCUGACCUGGGUGCGGGACAACAAAUAUGUAAUGCGUGAAAGCUAUCUUGAAGGUGCAUUUAUGACUUCAGAAGAGGCAGCUGUGCUUGUGGGAGAGCUUGUCGGUCUAAAUGCCAUAGAUUUUAAUUUCUGUUUAAAAGGCAAUGAGAAUGAGCUGCUGGGACCACUUGAAAUCAACUACAGUCCCUUUUUGGUAUACAAGCAAAGCUCUGCUAGCCAGUGCAGUGAUGAGAUUGAGAUGCUCCAUCUGAGUGGCAAGGAUGUUGAUGAGCUGAGGCACACCAGCAGUAUUUUGACUGAGAGCAAUCUCACUGAUGUCCUGCGUGUCCAGAACCUGGAGAAGGACAUGAGGCAGAUCAAAGAACAAAAGGACUACCUUGAAGAGCUCCUGCGGCUAAGGGAACGACAACUAACAGAAGCCAACAUGAGGAUUGAGAAUGCAAACAUUGAAUGGCAGCAGACGGAGAGACGCCGAGAGCAAGAACGAUUAACGAUGGAAGCAUGUAUUUUAGAACUUCAACAAGAAAUGGCCAAACUGCAAAAGUCAAAUGAUUCUCUAAAAGCACAGCUGUCAGCAUCGAAGGUGUACAAACAGAGAACAGAGGUGAAGGCAGGUCCAAAGUUUGAGACUGCCACAAGUGGAGAUAGGCAAAGGAACCAGUCUGCAAUGCAUGUGCAAAUGGACUCUAUCUGGAGCAGAUCAAGCCUCCCUCAAAUGUUUGGUGAGCAACCACCUGCAGCUGCUUCAGCUGAACAUCCAACUGAGGCAGAUAGAUUCAGCAGCACCAUUACCCAAGAGACAGAGAAUCAAGAUGUGAGUGAGGAUCAUCAAACUGCAGUUCUGCUUGGAACACAGUCGAACCCAUACAUAAAAGAAACAAUUGAUGGUCAGUACAAAGAGAAAAUGUUUUCAUCACAGAGCAAAGGAACUCUGCAGGCCCACGGUAUCCUCCAGCUUGAAGAUAACCAGGUAAAUCUGGAGCAUCCUUUGCAACCAGGGGUAAAAGAGCAAGUUCCGCAGACUGCAACUCUUGAGCACCAUUCAGAACUAGAUGCAAAAGUACAGGGACCUCAGGCUGCAGUGCUUCCACGUCCAAAGGGACUUGAUUCAAAACCUAAGGUCCCGAAUUAUGAAAUUCAAAACUCUGGUGCAGUCCUAGACAAAUCAGAAAGCUCUGUUGUUUCAGAGCAAGCAGACAGUAGGCACUAUAAGCAAUCCCAGGAGAGGUCAAUUGACUCCAGAGCACAAACAGCGAAUCAUUCCAACUCAAAUUCCUUAGCAGCAGAACACAACAAUCCCAUUCUCUUUAAUGAAAACAGCAGCAGCAAUGCUGAACUUGCAGUGGAACUCACUCAAGGAUCCACUUCAGGUAGCUCAACAGGAGAGUCCCCAUUUUUGGAAGGGCGAGAGCAGAGCUUUCCGUCUGCUGAUGAUGACAGUAACAGCAGUGAUGUUAUUAAGCAACAACAAGAAAAACAAGAACAAUGUAGACAAGAGCAGGAACACUUGAAACAAGAACAAGAUGUGCUAGCAGAGUCUGUGAAAGCUGCUCGUGUUAGCAGUGAUGGCAGCCAUGACACAUAG